CUGAUCAUCUCUUCGUUCUUCUCCCUCCUCCAGUGCCCAGCUACCUCCUCCAAGGAGACAAAGAAAGUCAGGACAAGGGAGAGAGGAUUAAUUGUUCGUGCUCGGUUGGCGGCAAUGGCACGCUGCUUGGUGUUCAUGCUGCUGUUCCUAAUCUCCUCCCUCAUCUCGACCGUCGGCCUGCUGGUCGAGCCGCCCGCCGAGCUGCUGCAGCUCGGCGAUGUCGGGGAAGGCCGGCUCAGCGUCGACCGGUCCGAUGUCCUCGAGGCGUCACGGGACUUUGGGGGGCUCGCCCGCGCCGAGCCGAUGGCUGUGUUCCACCCGCGCGGGGCCGGGGACGUUGCGGGACUUGUCCGCGCCGCGUACGGGUCCGCCCGCGGCCUCCGCGUCUCGGCGCGGGGCCACGGCCAUUCCAUCAGCGGGCAGGCCCAGGCGCCCGGUGGGGUGGUCGUGGACAUGAGCCACGGCCCCGGCGCCGAGGCGAGGGCGAGGGCAUUGCCCGUGUACUCGCCCGCGCUGGGCGGGCACUACGUGGACGUGUGGGGCGGCGAGCUGUGGGUCGACGUGCUCAACUGGACGCUGGCGCACGGUUGGCUCGCUCCGCGGUCGUGGACGGACUACCUGUACCUGUCCGUGGGCGGCACCCUCUCCAACGCCGGCAUCAGCGGGCAGGCCUUCCACCACGGGCCCCAGAUCAGCAAUGUCUACGAGCUCGACGUCGUCACCGGGAAGGGAGAGGUGGUGACCUGCUCGAAGACGCAGCACCCGGACCUGUUCUUCGGCGCGCUCGGCGGGCUGGGGCAGCUCGGGAUCAUUACGCGGGCGCGCAUCGCCCUCGAGCGUGCUCCCCAAAGGGUUCGGUGGAUCCGGGCGCUCUACUUCAACUUCACCGAGUUCACGGCGGACCAGGAGCGCCUCAUCUCCCUCCGCGGCGGCCGCCGGUUCGACUACGUCGAGGGCUUCGUCGUCGCCGCCGAGGGCCUCAUCAACAACUGGAGGUCCUCCUUCUUCUCCCCGCAGAACCCCGUCAAGCUCAGCUCGCUCAAGCACCACUCCGGCGUGCUCUACUGCCUCGAGGUCACCAAGAACUACGACGACUCCACCGCCGGAUCCGUCGACCAGGAGGUGGAUGCGCUGCUGGGCGAGCUGAACUUCCUCCCGGGCACGGUGUUCACGACGGACCUGCCGUACGUGGACUUCCUGGACCGCGUGCACAAGGCGGAGCUGAAGCUGCGCGCCAAGGGCAUGUGGGAGGUGCCGCACCCGUGGCUGAACCUCUUCGUGCCGGCGUCCCGCAUCGCCGACUUCGACCACGGCGUCUUCCGCGGCGUCCUCGGCGGCCGCACCGCCGGCGCCGGCGGGCCCAUCCUCAUCUACCCCAUGAACAAGCACAAGUGGGACCCGAGGAGCUCGGUGGUGACGCCGGACGAGGAGAUGUUCUACCUGGUGGCGUUCCUGCGGUCGGCGCUGCCGGGCGCGGGGGCGGCCGACCCGGCGCGGAGCCUCGAGGCGCUGGCGGCGCAGAACCGGCGGAUCCUCGACUUCUGCGCGCGGGAGGGGAUCGGCGCCAAGCAGUACCUGCCCAACCACAAGGCGCAGCACGAGUGGGCCGAGCACUUCGGGGCUCAGCGGUGGGAGCGGUUCGCGCGGCUCAAGGCCGAGUUCGACCCCAGGGCCAUCCUGGCCACGGGCCAGGGCAUCUUCCGGCCGGCCGACUCUCCGGCGCCGGAGGCCGACUCCUGAGCUCUGGUUGAUUCAGCUGCUAGGUACAUUACCGUUUACUGAUUAGGCGCGUGUAGGUAGUUACAGCAGUAACCAUAGAAGAUUUAGUUGGUUCGUUGGUCCGGUUGAUGUACAAAUGUGGGCGGUUCGUGUGGCAUAGCUACUGGGAUUGAUUCUGUAUAGGGGAAUGAAAUUAACGUGUCGUGUUCAUGCAACUGCAAGCGAAUUUUGAUGGAAGAAUAUCGGCGUCUGCCUCCGAAUUUUGUCGGCCUCCACGGACCACGGAUACGAGCGAUGCUGAUCAACAGGCAUCCUGUGUGACAAGUGACAACUUUGUUACAAACAGGGAAUCAGUUGAUUAGCAUGCACUAAGGAACAGGUUUGGAACAGAAGUCGUCCCUCCGAGUCAAGCACGCACUUCCACAGAGGAAUACUCAAAAGUCACGCACUUCCACAUAUCAAGGAAUCAAAAUGGAAGGCAGCAUGGACCAAUGGUUCGACAUGUAGUAGCUAUGAUCAGGGACUAUUUAUCAUAUGAAU
Messenger RNA from Phragmites australis (common reed), 2259 nucleotides. RefSeq names its product cytokinin dehydrogenase 5-like. The transcript has 5 exons. The record is from RefSeq and is a predicted model, not a curated record. Lineage: Eukaryota; Viridiplantae; Streptophyta; Magnoliopsida; Poales; Poaceae. Gene Ontology annotation, biological process: cytokinin metabolic process. Gene Ontology annotation, molecular function: cytokinin dehydrogenase activity; FAD binding. Bases 115 to 1740 code for a protein of 541 amino acids.